This is a messenger RNA of Armigeres subalbatus, 1419 nucleotides long. RefSeq lists its product as uncharacterized. Bases 24 to 1382 code for a protein of 452 amino acids. The record is from RefSeq and is a predicted model, not a curated record. Lineage: Eukaryota; Metazoa; Arthropoda; Insecta; Diptera; Culicidae. The transcript is spliced from 2 exons.
CCGAAGUGUCAGAUGUAUCAUCAAUGAAGGAAACUGAUUAUUCUAGUGAAUCAGAUUUUGAUGGGUUUGAUACUUCGAUUGAUGAUAAACAAGCUGAUCGAAUUAACUGCUUGGACCAGUACAUUCUCAAUGCGGAAGGGCAUGUGUUGUCAAAUAAUGUAAAUUCAUCGCUAGUAAGGAUAAUCACAGAUGUUAUUACAAACGAAAUGGAAACACAACGACCCAUUAAUGAUAGUAACGAUGAAGAUGUAUCUAUGCCCGAGGAAAAAGUACCACGGAUCGAUGAGAAUGCGAAUGAUACUGAAACAAUCAGUAGUCUAGAACCUACAGAGUUUAACGACUUCCAGUCCGAGAAUUCUUUCAAUGCGACUAAAAAUCCUUUGAAAUUUAUGCCUGGGCUUGAAACAUCAGAUGCCCUGUUUAUCAUCUUAAAUUUUUACAUUAGGCAUAGACUCACUCAGGAGGCUUUGGUAGAUUUACUCAAGCUGCUCAAUAUUAUUACUGGAGUGAAAAAUUUCCCGGAAAAUUUUGAAACAUUCUCAAAUGCAUUUCCUGAUCCGUACGACACUUUUCGAGUAUACUUUUGUGCAAAUUGCCAAUGUGAAGUUGGAAGCCAAGCCCCCCCUAAGGGUAUCAUUUGCUCUGUUCCUGGAUGUAAUUCCAUGAAUUUUGAUUUUUUUGUGGUAUUACCUAUCGAAAAGCAACUACAAGAAACGGUUCGAAAAUAUAAAGUGGAGAUAGAAGAAUACGAACAAUCAGUUCAUAAAGAGAAUAUAGCUGACAUCAGUCGAGGAUCAAUGUGUCGCAAACUGACCACUGAAGGCGAUAAAUACAUUUCUCUCUCUGUAAACACGGAUGGUGCAGCAGCUUACCGAUGGACAAUAAAUAAACCGUGUUAUCCCAUUUUUCUUGUGAUAAACAAUUUGCCCCCUCGGCUACGUUUCAGCAAGCACAACAUUAUUUUAGCUGCAAUUUGGCUGUCCAAAGGAGAUCCGAACAUGUGUCUCUUUUUCAAACAUUUCUGUAAAGAAACCAGGCGUUUGAGACAUGGAAUGGAAGUUGAUUCAAUUUAUUAUAAAGUUAUAUUACUACAAGCUUGUCUGGAUACAAUCGCUAGGCCAAAGGUUCAGGGAACAAUCCAAUUUAACGGCAAAUUCGGUUGUUCAACAUGUCUGCACAGCGGUAAACUGACGAACGGGAAUCAGAUACGGUAUCCCUUCCAACACUCGAAGCAGAGGGAGUCCGUUGAAACCCAAAGGUUGAUGAUGGAAGUUCAUGAAACAGGUGUACCAAAAUAUGGUAUCAAAGGUCUUUCUGUUCUGAUGUUCGUACCAGACUUUGAUGUAAUACAUGGUAAAGUUAAUGUAACACGAAAUACUUGACUUAAGUAAUUUAUUCGACAUUUAUUUUAGGUUUUCC